AUGGAACAGGGAAUUUUCCAAAUACUUUACACUCUUGCUAUAGAUGCAAUCAUUUUUUCGAUACUGUUUAUCCUCUUUUUGGCUACUUAUCGCCACAGAACUCGUCACACUGAAAAUACAGUCGAAAACUUCAAGCCAAAAAACGCAAUUUUUUCAGAAUCUGAAAUACCUAAAUGCAAACUAUUCAGAGACGUAUGAAACACAAGCCCAAAAGAAAUCCGAGAUAAAUGCGGAUUUUUUGCUUAUUCUUUCACAAUUAAUUAAAACAAAUAAAAUGUAAAUUUGUUUUUUAAAAAAAAUUAUCAAUAUAUAUUGCACAAGAGAUUAUGUUUACCUUUCUCUUCAUCGGCAGAUUAUUAUAUUUUUAACAGUUUUGUCCAUCUUCAUAACCCCUGCUCUUGUCCCAAUAUAUUUUCAAGGCAGCGGAAUUUCAGGAGAAGACACUAAUGCUGAGUCUAUAGGAAACGUUUUAGACGACGAAAAAUAUAUGAUUGCUCCAAUUAUUUAUUUUGUGUUUUUCUCUUGUCUGGCAUAUUGACUAGUUUACAUUAUUUUAAAGUCAGUUUCCCCAACUGUAAAUUUUAUAUAGGAAAGUUACAUUUAUGAGCGCGUUAUUGAAAUUGGAGGACUUGAUAAAAAUAAGCAGCCUCAAGAAAUCGGGCCUGAGGUGCAUAAAACUUUUACAGGCCAAUUUCAAGAAGAAAUUAUGGAAACCUGCGUAGUUUCUGAUUAUACUAAUAGUUAUAUCGCUUAUCAAGAAAUAAACAAAGCAAAAGAAAGAGUCGAGCAUUUCAAAAUUGUCGAAAGCCAGUAAACAAUAAAUAGAGAUAAGAAAAAAGGAGAAAUUCGGGUCAAAAUGUGUGGGAAAAAAGUCAAUGCGGUUGAGCAUUAUACAAAAGAAAUUGAAAAAUUCCAAGAUCAAUUUGAGCAGCAUAUUGAAGAAGGAAACGUCAAAAAUACAGGAUUUGCCUUUGUAGUUUGUAAAAGCAGAGAGGCAGCUGAAAAAGUUAAAGAGGAGUAUAAAGAUUCCAAAUCUUGGUCUGUAGAUUCAGCUCCAGCUCCUCACGAGGUGAAAUGGGAAAAUAUGAAUUAUAACCAAACCACAAUAAAAAUCCGCCGAGCAAUAUUACUAGCCAUUUUUAUAGUAAUUUUCUUUGUUUUCUUAACCCCCACAGCAUUUGUGAGAUACAUAAAUGAUGCAGUCUCAAAUGCAGAUGCUGGAGAUUACGUCAAAGGGAUUUUUGAUACUUAUUUGCCUACUUUAUUAUUGAUAAUUUACCAAGCAGUUGUUGUAUAUCACGCAAUUAUUUUUGUAGUAAAGCAAGAAAAGCACAUAGACGUAGCUGCAGAAGUUGUAAGCAGAAUGGUCAAGUAUUUAUUAUUUUUUGCUUUUUAUAUUUUUAUAUUGCAAGCUUUCGGGAUGCAAGUUGUGGUCCAAGUUUCGACUGAUGGCUGGGACAGCGCAAGGACGCUAUUUCCUAAUAAAAUUGCUGAAACUGGGCUAUUUUUCACAAUUUUUAUGAUUCAUCAAGCUGGAAUUUCUAUGGGUGUUGCCCUAUGGCAGCCUGGUGUUAUAAUAGUUUCAAAAAUAAAGCAAAAAUUAGCAAAAACUCCUCUCGAAAAAAUGCAGGCUUUGGAUAACCCAGAUUUUGAUUUUUCUUAUGAAAUAGCAAUUACCUUGAACAAUUUCUUUAUUAUAAUGUGCUAUUCAGUCGCUUAUCCUCUGAUUCUUGUAAUUGGGCUGAUUUAUUUUGUACUUACUCCCCCCCCCCUCCUCCGUGAGCGAACAAAAAACCAUUAGAAAAAUCGCCAUUUUGUGACCAAAAACCCACCCUCCGUGAGUGAACAAAAAUUUUUUUAAUAGAAAAAAUUUUUAAUGGAAAAAAAUUUUGAUAUAUAAGUGAUAAUUAGUAUAAUGAAAUCUAGAGCUAAUUCUGUUUUUUAAUUUUAAACAAAUUGCGUUUUAAAACAUAAAUUUUGCAAAUUAAAUUAAUAUUUGCUUCCCAAUUUUUGCAAAUUAGGAUUUUUUUAAAUUUCGAAAAAAAUAUUUUUUAUAAAAUUUAUAUAUAAAUUUUUUUUAAAAAAAAAAAAUUAACCCCCCUCCGUGAGCGAACAAAAUUGUUUUGUUCGCUCACGGAGGGGGGGGGGGGUUAGAGUAAUCAUUAUUUAGUACCUCAUCCACAAAUAUCUACUUCUCAGCACAUUUUAUAUUAACAAAAGUUCAACUGGAGCUGCAAUCCCGAAAGCUUAUAUUUAUUCAAUUAUGUCUUACAUUUUUAUAUUCCAAUUACUAACUGGCUUUAUUUUUACCAUAAAUGACAGCGUUGGGAUACAAGUGACUGGCGGGGUGCUAAUUAUAGUAUCAUUUAUUAUAUAUUUAGUUGUUAUGCUUAAAUUGCCAACAGUUAUGAAAUUAGUAUGGAAAACUGGUAAAUAUGUAAGCGAGAACGAAAACGAAUCUGAGUCUUUGAAGAUGGAGUCAGGAUUAUAUAUGCAUCCUAUAGAAAAAAUGCAAAUGACUUCAAGAGGACCAAAAGAAACUUUACAGGAUAAACAUACUGAAAGCCUUAAUUCUAAUGAUAACGAAGAUUAA
Messenger RNA from Blepharisma stoltei, 2593 nucleotides. The record is from the annotation of a GenBank genome assembly. Lineage: Eukaryota; Ciliophora; Heterotrichea; Heterotrichida; Blepharismidae.